This is a messenger RNA of Acomys russatus (golden spiny mouse), 1428 nucleotides long. Its product is annotated as PRAME family member 12-like. The transcript has 3 exons. The coding region runs from base 1 to 1428 and encodes 475 amino acids. Gene Ontology annotation, biological process: negative regulation of cell differentiation; negative regulation of apoptotic process; negative regulation of DNA-templated transcription. Gene Ontology annotation, cellular component: cytoplasm. Lineage: Eukaryota; Metazoa; Chordata; Mammalia; Rodentia; Muridae. The record is from RefSeq and is a predicted model, not a curated record.
AUGAGCGUGCACAACCCUCUCACACUCCUGCAGCUGGCCGUGCAAGGGCUGCUGAGGAAUGAUGCCUUGUCCAUCUCUGCUCUGGACAACCUGCCUAUUGAGCUCUUCCCACCGCUGUUCAAGCAGGCCUUCGAUGGCAGACACACCAAGAUAUUGAAGGCAAUGGUGGCCGCCUGGCCCUUUCCCUGCCUUCCAGUGGGGGUACUGAUGAAUUCUCCUGAAGUGGAGACCUUGCAAGCUGUGCUGGAUGGCAUAGACAUUCUGCUGAUGAAGAAGGCUCAUCCCAGACGUUGCAAGCUUCAAGUGCUCGAAUUAAGGAAAGUGCACCAGCAUUUCUGGCAUGUAUGGGCUGGAAGAGAAGAUGGAGCCAGGUCAGCAGAGAAAGGAAGCAAGAAGCAAGUAGUAAAACGCCUUCCUAGAAAUUCCCAGAAGCAGCCUUUGAAGUUGGUCACUGACCUCAGCCUCUGCAACCAGCUGGAAGGACACCAAAAGUGCUUGUUGCAGUGGGCCCAGAAGAGAAAGGGCUCUGUGCAGAUGUGCUGUCUUAAGAUGCAGAUCUGUGACUCCCCUGCAGAGAUGGUCAGGGAAGUCCUGGACAUUUUCAAGCCACACUACAUUGAGGAAUUGGAACUACUUAUAUACCACGUCCUGCCCUUCCUCGGUGGCUUUGCACCUUACCUUGGCCUGAUGAGAAAUCUCCGCACAUUGCAUCUUAGUCUCGCCUAUGUGAACACGGAUAGGGUACCCAUAGAGAAGUGUCUUAACAAGUUCCUUACUCAGUUCUCCAAGCUCAACUGCCUCCAGCAUCUCUACAUGAACGGCAUCAACCUUUUCACUGACCACAUGAAACAGUUGUGCAGAUGCCUGAAGACCCAGUUUGAGUCCUUGUCUAUGAUCCUCUGCUGUCUCUCACAGUCAGAUUUGAAAUAUUUGUCACGAUGUCAGAGUCUUUGUCAACUGAAACACCUGGAAUUUAGUGGUGUUUUGUUACCCACGUCCCAUCCCACAGGUCUCCGACUUCUCCUUGAGAAUGUAGCAGACACUCUGCAGACCCUGGAGUUAGACAACUGCAGCCUAGAAGACUCUCACCUCAGUGUCCUGCUGCCUUCCCUGAGCCAGUGCUCCCAACUUACCAGAGUCAAUUUCUAUGACAACCUCUUCUCCACUGCUGCACUGAAGGACUUUCUGCAAUGCAUGGCUGAUCUAAACAAGCUGACAGUAGAGCUGUACCCUGCCCCUCGAGAGUGCUAUGAUCACCGUGGUUAUAUCCUUGUACAAACAUUUGACCAACAAUGUCCUGGCCUACUGGACAUACUCAAGGCCAAAAGGCAGUCCAAGAAAAUUGUCUUUGCUACAGCCAUGUGCUUUAAAUGUAAACAGCGCUGUGUCUAUGACAGGAAGACCAGACUUUGUCCAUGUUGGCAAUAA